Molecule: messenger RNA, 354 nt
Organism: Botrytis deweyae
Lineage: Eukaryota; Fungi; Ascomycota; Leotiomycetes; Helotiales; Sclerotiniaceae
Exons: 2
Coding region: 1-354 (117 amino acids)
Source: RefSeq, a predicted model, not a curated record
AUGAAGGCGAUUCAAGAGGAUAAUGUAAACGUCCACUUUACUGCUGCCAAAGCUCUCACGGAUAAUUGUGUCGUUGGCGAGGAUGGGGUGGAACGAGAGGUUGACACUGUUGUUUGUGCCACUGGAUUUGAUACAAGUUAUCGACCACGCUUUCCAAUUGUUGGAAAAGGUGGAAUCAAUAUGCAGGAUCAAUGGAACGAUGAGCCUGACGCUUACUACGGUAUUACAGUCCCAAACGUGGGUCAUCAUAUCAUCCUGGAUCACUUACAUCUGGGAAUUCUUCUAAAAUUCAUUAAGAGCCCAAUUUCUAUCUCUUUAUGGGCCCCGCGUGGCCUGUUCACAAUGGCUCUGUAA